Molecule: messenger RNA, 1462 nt
Organism: Enhydra lutris kenyoni (northern sea otter)
Lineage: Eukaryota; Metazoa; Chordata; Mammalia; Carnivora; Mustelidae
Product: engrailed homeobox 1
Exons: 2
Coding region: 1-1167 (388 amino acids)
Biological process (GO): multicellular organism development; regulation of transcription by RNA polymerase II; neuron differentiation
Cellular component (GO): nucleus
Molecular function (GO): RNA polymerase II cis-regulatory region sequence-specific DNA binding; DNA-binding transcription factor activity, RNA polymerase II-specific
Source: RefSeq, a predicted model, not a curated record
AUGGAAGAACAGCAGCCGGAACCUAAAAGUCAGCGCGACUCGGGCCUCGGCGCGGCGGCGGUGGCAGCGGCCCCGGGCAGCCUGAGCCUGAGCCCCGGCGCCAGCGGCAGCAGCGGCAGCGAUGGAGACAGCGUGCCGGUGUCCCCGCAGCCCGCGCCCCCCUCGCCGCCCGCGGCGCCCUGCCUGCCGCCCCUGGCCCACCACCCGCACCUCCCCCCGCACCCCCCGCCCCCGCCGCCGCCGCAGCAUCUCGCGGCGCCUGCUCACCAGCCGCAGCCCGCGGCCCAGCUACACCGCACCACCAACUUUUUCAUCGACAACAUCCUGAGGCCGGACUUCGGCUGCAAAAAGGAGCAGCCGCCGCCGCAGCUCCUGGUGGCGGCGGCGGCCGGAGGAGGCGCAGGAGGAGGCCGGGUCGAGCGUGACAGAGGCCAGACCGGCGCAGGUAGAGACCCUGUCCACCCGCUGGGCACGCGGGCGCCGGGCGCCGCCUCGCUCCUAUGCGCCCCGGACGUAAACUGUGGCCCACGCGACGGCUCUCCGCCAGCAGCCGGCGGCGGUGCGGGUGCGUCUAAAGCCGGGAACCCGGCGGCGGCGGCGGCGGCGGCGGCUGUGGCCGCGGCGGCGGCGGCGGCGGCGGCGGCCAAGCCUUCGGACAGCGGCGGCGGCAGUGGAGGCGGCGUGGGGAGCCCCAGUGCGCAGGGUGCCAAGUACCCGGAGCACGGCAACCCCGCCAUCCUGCUUAUGGGCUCAGCCAACGGCGGGCCCGUAGUCAAAACUGACUCGCAGCAGCCCCUCGUAUGGCCCGCUUGGGUGUACUGCACGCGCUACUCGGAUCGUCCGUCCUCCGGUCCGCGCACCAGGAAGCUGAAGAAGAAGAAGAACGAGAAGGAGGACAAGCGGCCGCGGACGGCGUUCACGGCCGAGCAGCUGCAGAGACUCAAGGCGGAGUUCCAGGCGAACCGCUACAUCACGGAGCAGCGGCGGCAGACCCUUGCCCAGGAGCUCAGCCUCAACGAGUCCCAGAUCAAGAUCUGGUUCCAGAACAAGCGCGCCAAGAUCAAGAAAGCUACAGGCAUCAAGAACGGCCUGGCGCUGCACCUCAUGGCGCAGGGACUGUACAACCACUCGACCACCACGGUCCAGGACAAAGACGAGAGCGAGUAGCCGCCAGCCGGCUGGGGCAGCGCGGUCCGGCCGCCGCGCCCGCGCCCCCUCCUGGCAUCGCCACCGCAGCCACCGCCGCCGACGCCUGGCCGGUACCACGCCGGGGGAGAAAGAAUCCGUGCACAGGAGGGAGGGAGCAACAGGAAAGACAGAUUCUCGGAAUGGAGAGUCACGUUUGAACGAACCAUUUUUAAAAAAGGGAGAAAGACUCGGACAGGUGCUAUCGAAAAAUAAGAUCUAUUCUCUAUUCAUAGUAUAAGGGGCGGAAACUGCGAACUCCUUAAAGCUCUAUCUA